GUCCCUCACCUGGGAGGAGGCAGACUGGGGACCAUGCAGACCCAAAGGGCCAUCCUCGUGCUGGGGCGGUGGUCACCGUGGCUUCUGCUGCUGGGGCUUGUGGUGUCCUCGACCAGCGCCCAGGACCUCAGCUACAGGGAAGCCGUGCUUCGUGCUGUGGAUCAGCUCAAUGAGCGGUCUUCAGAAGCUAAUCUCUACCGCCUCCUGGAGCUAGAACCACCUCCCAAGGAUGAUGAAGAUCUGGGCACUCGAAAGCCUGUGAGCUUCACGGUGAAGGAGACUGUGUGCCCCAGGACGACUCAGCAGCCUGCGGAGCAGUGUGACUUCAAGGAGGAAGGGCGGGUGAAGCAGUGUGUGGGGACAGUCACCCUGGACCCGUCCAAUGACCAGUUUGACCUAAACUGUAAUGCGCUCCAGAGUGUCAGGAUACGCUUUCCAUGGCCAUGGCGAUGGCCAUGGUGGCCCAGAUUCCGAGGUUGAUGGACAAGAACUGUUGGAUCCCGAGCCUGGGGAAGAGUCCUAAGUGUCUGAUUUGUUCAGAUUCAGGCUUCUGGACAGUGAAAAUAAAUUCUUGUGAAAACAGGUUC
Messenger RNA from Bubalus bubalis (water buffalo), 587 nucleotides. RefSeq names its product cathelicidin-4-like. Gene Ontology annotation, molecular function: lipopolysaccharide binding. The coding region runs from base 34 to 480 and encodes 148 amino acids. Lineage: Eukaryota; Metazoa; Chordata; Mammalia; Artiodactyla; Bovidae. Gene Ontology annotation, biological process: antimicrobial humoral immune response mediated by antimicrobial peptide; innate immune response; defense response to Gram-negative bacterium. The transcript has 4 exons. The record is from RefSeq and is a predicted model, not a curated record. Gene Ontology annotation, cellular component: extracellular region.